AUGAUAGACCGUUUUCGUUCUCCUUUCGAGGUCAGCUGGGCUUUUGACACCGUCAACUCCAUAUCCUGCGCUCGCCUUGUCAAACUGGAUAUAAUCCGUAAGGGUAUCUAUGUAGCCACUAUAAUCCCCGCGCCCGAAGUUCGGACCGAAACCCAGCAAAACAUCGCGACCCUCCAAUCUUUCUACAACCUCGCGAGGCUAGAAGCAGCCCAAUCAUUCCCGGUCCUGAUGACCGCUGCAAGCCGUUUGGAAGCACUCGCGGCCAGCUGCGCGGCGAGCAAGAAAGCCCUACAGUUCCUACGCCUCGCCGGUGAGAAUCGUAUGACCGACACAGACGCGGCAACCCUGCUCCAGCGUACAACGCAACAGAUACUACCAACAUAUAUAAACGAUAAGCUGUCGAGCAUGGCGACCGAAACAGACGCCGCACACAUCAGGGACGCUAUCCACUUUGCGCAAAGCCUACCCAUUUUUUCCGCAGCAGUGAGCAGUGACGAGAGCGACAGCCCAGCGAUCGACAUCUUUAGACGGCUGCGUAACGAAUGGGCCAAGCUGCUACCAGCUAGGACGGAGACGAAGCUCAAUUGA
Penicillium verrucosum is the source of this 588-nucleotide messenger RNA. RefSeq lists its product as uncharacterized. The transcript is spliced from 2 exons. The record is from RefSeq and is a predicted model, not a curated record. The coding region runs from base 1 to 588 and encodes 195 amino acids. Lineage: Eukaryota; Fungi; Ascomycota; Eurotiomycetes; Eurotiales; Aspergillaceae.